Condylura cristata (star-nosed mole) is the source of this 5356-nucleotide messenger RNA. It is a transcript of the gene WWC3, whose product is annotated as WWC family member 3. Gene Ontology annotation, cellular component: cytoplasm. The record is from RefSeq and is a predicted model, not a curated record. Gene Ontology annotation, molecular function: molecular adaptor activity; kinase binding. Gene Ontology annotation, biological process: cell migration; regulation of hippo signaling; regulation of DNA-templated transcription. Bases 88 to 3363 code for a protein of 1091 amino acids. NCBI's taxonomy places the organism in Eukaryota, Metazoa, Chordata, Mammalia, Eulipotyphla, Talpidae. The transcript is spliced from 22 exons.
AAACCAUUGACCUUUGCUGAUUGUGUUGGGGACGAACUUCCUUUGGGAUGGGAAACUGUCUACGACAAACAAAUUGGAGUUUAUUACAUGGACCACAUAAAUAAGCUGACCCAGAUCGAGGACCCCAGGGAGCAGUGGAGGCGCGAGCAGGAGCGGAUGCUGAAGGAGUACUUAGUUGUGGCCCGGGAGGCUCUCAAUGCCAAGAAGGAGAUCUACCAGAUCAAGCAGCAGCGCUUCGAGCUGGCUCAGGAGGAAUACCAGCAGCUGCACAAACUCUGUGAGGACGACAGCCGCUCUCACGCCAGCUCCUUCUCUGGAUAUUCAACAAACACAAAGUACGACCCACACCAAAUAAAAGCAGAAAUAGCAAGUCGCCGGGAUAGGCUUUCCAGAUUAAAGCGAGAGCUGGCCCAGAUGAAGCAAGAGCUGCAGUGCAAAGAAAAGGGGGUGGAGACCCUGCAAGAAAUCGAUCGUAAGAUGUCAAGUGCUCACACCACCUUCAAGCUGGACGAGGCACAGGCGAUCAUGAGCGAGCUGCGCUCCAUCAAGAAGGCCAUUUGUACGGGGGAGAAGGAGAGGCGGGGCCUGAUGCUGAGCCUGGCCAAGCUGAGCGAUAGCUUCAGGAACAGCUGCUCGCUCUCCGACCCGCUGCAGGAGCUCCCUCACAGUCCAGCCGCGUUGGGCAACUCGUUUCCACCGCAGUUCUGCGACGCUGGCUCCCAGACUGACAUCGUCGGGGAGUUUGCCUUUGAUGAUAAAACGAGACUUGUGGACCGAGUCAGGCUGAACUGGCAGUACGAGGAAGCCCGGAAGAGAGUCUCGAAUAUCCAGCAGCAGCUGGCCCAGCUUGAGAGCGAGUCCUGGCCGGGCCUGGCCGAGGCUGACAGGGACCGGCUGCAGCUGGUCAAGGAGAAGGAGGCCCUGCUGCGGGAGCUGCAGCUCAUCGUCCAGCAGAAGCGGCCGCUGGAGGACGUGGCCCGGCUGGAGGCGGAGCGGCGGCGGCUGGAGGAGGAGAUCCAGCGGGCCCAUGCCACCUCGGUGCAGGGCGCCACGGAGAGGAUUCUUCUUCAGGAAAAAAGAAGUUGUCUGCUUAUGCAGCUGGAGGAAGCUACUCGCCUGGCAUCCUAUCUCCAGUCCCAGCUAAGAAGCCUGUCUGCCAGCACCCUGACCAUGUCCUCGGGGAGCAGCCGUGGCUCCUUGGCCUCCAGCCGGGGCUCGCUGGCCUCCAGCCGGGGCUCCUUGAGCUCUGUCAGCUUCACCGACAUCUACGGCCUUCCACACUACGAGAUGCCUGACCCCGAGUGCAGCCCGCUUCUGCGCUUCGAUCUCCUUCCCUUUGAAGCCCUGGGACGAGACGCCUCCUUCCUGGAUGCCUCAGGCCCCUCGGGCUUCCCCAAGCACAGGCGCUCCCUGGACACGCCCCAGUCGCUGGCAUCCCUGUCCUCCCGCUCCUCCCUGUCCUCCCUGUCUCCCCCGAGUUCCCCCCUGGACACGCCCUACCUCCCGGCCUCCCGUGACUCGCCCUUCGCCCAGGCGGUGGACACUUUUGAGGUGCCAGGCUUGGGUGCCCUGGAAAGACUGCGAGCUCAGGCCUCAAUUUUGGGAGAUGAAGACUCGCCAGGCACGACGGCCCUGCAGCUGCAUGGACCCCCUGGGGACGGGGAUGGACCUCGAGAGCGGGGACCCCCAGCUGCUGCUGCCCCAGCGGGUGCAACUGUGACCCUUCGGGAAGACAGCGCCAGGAGCCUGGAGAGGAGGGCACGCCGUGCCUCUGCCUGCCUGUCGGAGCACUCGCUGGCCAGUGACAGCGGGGUGUUCGAGCCGCCACCCAAGAGGAGCGAAGACGCCGAGGAGUCUGCCCCAGCGGACGCCUUUGCGAGUGAAGGGCCCCAGAUCCGCGUGGGGUUUUUGCACGACAACGCCGGGGAAUGCCUGCUCGUGCACGUGCUGCAGCUGAAGCCCUCCACCCGGCUGCUGGUGAGGGAAGACUGCAAAAUACACAUCCGUGUCUAUUUGCCGCCACACGACUCCAGCACGCCAAACACGUACUGCUCGAAGGCUCUGGAAGUCCACGGUCCCCUGGUAUUUAAUGAUGUUUUCAGGAUCCCGGUGCAUUCAAGCAUGUCGACUUUGAAGUCACUUCAGCUCUACGUGUGCUCGGUGAAUCAGCAGCUGCAGGAAGAGCUUCUGGGCAUUGCUCAGAUCUGUGUGGCCAACCGUGACAUUGCGAAUGAAAUGCAGCUGCGGUGGUACUCGGUCCAGAUGUUCACCAGCUCCGAGCUGCCCAGGGAGAGGGACAGCCAGCGCGCGGUGGCAAGUGCGCCCCGGGACCCCGCGUGUCCUGCACCCGGCCCCUGUGGCGCUGGGAAGACGGACGCGGUGACGGCGCUGCUGGCUCGGACCACGGCCCAGCUGCAGGCGGUGGAGCGGGAGCUGGCCGAGGAGCGUGUGCGGCUGGAGCACACGGAGGAGGAGAUGCUGGAGCUGGAGCGCAAGGAGGAGCAGGCGGAGGCGGUGUCCGAGAGGAGCUGGCAGGCCGACUCGGCGGACAGCGGCUGUAGCAGCUGUGCCCAGACCAGCCCCCCACACCCCGAGCCCUGCGGCAAGGGCACUGACGCCGCCCCCGGACGUGGCCCGGCCGACCCUGACAGCCCCGAGAAACCGCAGCCUCCAUCCGUGAAGGUUGACAAGGAGACUGACACGGGAGACCUGUUCCCUGGAGAAGUAGCCGGGCUGCUGCAGGAGAGGCCCAGCCGCAGGGCCCGCGGCCCGCCCUUCGUGCGGGGCGGCAGCAUCGUCCGCUCGCAGACCUUCUCGCCCGGAGCGCGGAGCCAGUACGUGUGCCGGCUCUAUCGUAGCGACAGCGACAGUUCCACGCUGCCCCGGAAGUCUCCCUUUGUCCGGAAUACUCUGGAAAGACGAACCCUUCGCUACAAGCAGCCCUGCAGGUCUUCCCUGGCCGCACUCAUGGCCCGCACCUCCCUGGACCUGGAGCUGGAUCUCCAGGCGUCGAGGACGCGGCAGCGGCAGCUGAACGAGGAGCUCUGCGCCCUGCGUGAGCUGCGGCAGCGGCUGGAGGACGCCCAGCUGCGUGGCCAGACCGACUUCCCGCACUGGCUGCUGCGGGACGAGCGCUUCCGCACUCUGCUGAAGGAGGCCGAGAAGCAGACAAGACAGACCGAAGGCGACGUGCGCCGGGAGCAGGCAGCGGAGAAGACGCUGAAGAAGGCCUCCAAAGGCAUCUGCCGGCUGCGCGCGCAGAACCACAAGGAGCACGCGCACGUGCAGACCUUCAGGGAGAAGAUCGCAUUCUUCACGAGACCGAGGAUCAGCGUGCCGCCUCUGCCCGCCGACGACGUCUGACCCAGUGCUUUGUCAUGGAGUGCUUCUUUGCCCGCUUCGUUUUCAUGAAGUUCUUAGAUUAGUUAAAUUUGCCUUUAAAAUAUUUGUGCAAAACUAUUAAUAUACACGUUUUGUAAAAAUCAGAACAAACACAUAUAUCUAUACAUAUAUAUUUUAUAAUAGCGACGACAACAGGGCUCGGUUUUUCCCUGUUGUGAAAUUGGCAUCUCUGAAGACAGGUUAUUUUAUAAGAGAUCAACUAUCAUGUUAAGAGUGUACAGUUUUUACACUGUUUUAUUUGACUUAAAGGCUGGAAGACAGAAACGAAGUGAGUUCAGGCAAAUUCACUAUAUUGUAACUUAUUUAUAGUACUUUUUUUCCUUGAAGGAAAAUCCUGACGUUGAGAUGUAUUUUAAGACUGAAUCUUGUUCCUCAGUACUUGUCACGAAGUAGAAUGGAACCUUUGGCCGCUUCUGUUCCUGACACCGGCCCCGCAAACACGACGCGCACAGCUCCUCACUGUGUCUGGCGAGCGCGUGUGUGCCCGGGGCAGCGCUGCGUGUCCUGUGUAGACGGCAGCGGCCGCGCACAGGCCGGAGCCCAGGCCCGUGCGCUGCCCGCCCCUUGCUUCUCUGUUGUCUGAUCUGCCGCUUCCCCGAGCGCUCGAGUCUGCAGGCCGCAGGCCCCGCUGCCUGGGUGCCGCCUGCCUGCCUGCCUGCCUGCCCAGGGCGGCCCCACUGCCCACCUCGCCCGGCCCGCAGGCGGCGCCACCUUCCAGCCUGCGCCUUCCGGUGAGGGCGACUGCGAGGUGGCAGUCGUGCCCUGCCCGGCCGGCCCGUCGGCCCUCUGACCAUGGGCGGCGCAGCCUGGGUAGCCGGCCCCGCGGUGCUCUGGUGGAGGGAGGCGGCUGGGUCGCUAGACUCGCCCCGCCGGCCGCUUGCAGGAGAGGAUUUGGUCGCAGUCGGAUAGCCCCUCCUCGUGGAGUCUACCCCGCAUUUCUCACGAAAUCAUUGGACUAGUUCUCAAAUUUUUUUAUGUAAUAAAAAUAUAUCCUUAUUCUCUUAAAUGCCAACUGAUAACAAUAUUUUUGCCUGGUACCUAUUUAUUUCGUGCGGAAGGCACGCGCCUUCCGAGCGCCUACGCAGGCGGGCGCGGCGGCCGCAGGAAACGCGCAGGCAGCUGAACUCCCCCCGCCCCCCACCCGCGCCCUCUCGGCGCGCGCCGGGCCGCCCCGUUCAUCAGCGUCUGUCCUCGUUAGUCCGUGACCACCGCCCCUCGCAGACCUCCCGCCACGCUACUUGUGUUAAAAUGGAUUUUGUGAAGGCAUUUCACUGGCAUGUUCAGCGGCUCUUGGCGGUGAGACCCAAACUGCUUUCCGCAGUGGCCAUCCCUUGCGCUGGGUUCCCGCUUCUGCUCGCUGUCUUCGCUUGCGUUUUUCAUGGCAAAUUCUCUGUGCGCACCCACAGCAGAGGUCGAGCCCCAACCGCGGGUGCUGGCCAGCGCCGCCGGUGCCCACGCGACUCCUGCCCCCGGGGGCCGCCUCGCCCCGGCGGCCCUGUUCGACGGCGGUGUGGGGGAGCCCGGUGCGCCCGGGUUUCCUCUCGACACGCCGCGGCCCCUGCCCGCAGGGCUCGGACCCGAAAGCGCAGCCCAGCCCCACCAGACUCGGGCCGCCUCCGUCCAGCCCCGACUGCAAAGUGCCGGCCCGGAAAGAUGCUGCUGGCAGGAAGCGGAGCCCUGGCGCCACGUCGACAGCGUCCGCCCUCGUGUCGCAUGGCCGGCGGCCGGCCAGCGCCUCUGGCCCAAGCGCCCUGAGUUCACCACCGGCCCCGGACGGCAGCGAGUCCCGGAUGCGGUCUCGGCCUCAAGGAAUCACCAGUCACGGCGGCGCGAAGCACCUUCUGCUGUGGGAUGACUGAUAAUCAGCAUUCAUGUCUGUUUGUCUCUGUCCUCGAGUUGUGGCAUUUGUACUGUUUGUCAUUUCUUCUAUAAAAUUAAACUAACCUACCUGGAG